Molecule: messenger RNA, 6081 nt
Organism: Nerophis ophidion (straightnose pipefish)
Lineage: Eukaryota; Metazoa; Chordata; Actinopteri; Syngnathiformes; Syngnathidae
Product: myosin heavy chain, fast skeletal muscle-like
Exons: 41
Coding region: 174-5987 (1937 amino acids)
Cellular component (GO): myosin complex
Molecular function (GO): actin filament binding; ATP binding; cytoskeletal motor activity
Source: RefSeq, a predicted model, not a curated record
UUUGGCUUGUGUUCCCUAUUUAACACUUGCCUUAUAUGCGAACAAGACUCAAUAUAAAAGGAGACCAAGAGGACACAGCAGUGUGUGGUGGUGGAGCCUUGAAGACCCCAGUUUGUGGACUGUGACAUUCAACUAAUAUUUAACGAAUAGACAGUCAGACCUAAACCACCACCAUGAGUACCGACGCAGAAAUGGCCUUAUAUGGCAAAGCUGCCAUCUACCUCCGUAAACCAGAGAAAGAGAGAAUUGAGGCUCAGAGCAAACCAUUCGAUGCCAAGUCAGCCUGCUAUGUGGCUGAUACCAAAGAACUGUACCUGAAGGGAACAAUCAUCAAGAAAGAAGGUGGCAAAGUCACCGUCAAAGUCCUGGACACUGAGGAGGAGAGGACGGUUAAAGAAGAUGACGUCACUCCGAUGAACCCUCCCAAGUUCGACAAAAUUGAGGACAUGGCCAUGAUGACCCAUCUCAAUGAAGCCUCCGUCCUGUAUAACCUCAAAGAGCGUUAUGCAGCUUGGAUGAUUUAUACCUACUCUGGGCUUUUUUGUGCAACUGUGAACCCCUACAAGUGGCUCCCAGUGUACGAUGCGGAAGUUGUGUCUGCUUAUAGAGGCAAGAAGCGUAUGGAGGCUCCACCCCACAUCUUCUCUGUCUCUGACAACGCAUAUCAAUUCAUGCUUACCGAUAGAGAGAACCAGUCUGUCUUGAUCACUGGAGAAUCUGGUGCCGGAAAGACUGUGAACACCAAGCGUGUCAUUCAGUACUUUGCCACAAUCUCAGUUGGCGGAGAUAAGAAAAAGGAUAGUGCCGGAUCAGCACAAUUUAAGGGCUCACUUGAGGAUCAGAUUAUUGCUGCCAAUCCUCUUCUGGAAGCCUAUGGUAAUGCCAAAACUGUGAGGAAUGACAACUCUUCUCGUUUUGGUAAAUUCAUUAGGAUCCAUUUUGGCACAACUGGCAAACUGGCCAGUGCUGAUAUUGAGACUUAUCUGCUGGAGAAGUCCAGAGUGUCAUUCCAGCUUCCUGAUGAGAGAGGCUACCACAUCUUCUACCAGAUGAUGACCAACCACAAACCAGAACUGAUUGAACUGGCACUUAUCACAACCAACCCCUACGACUUCCCCAUGUGUAGUAUGGGGCAGAUCACUGUGGCCAGUAUUGAUGACAAAGAAGAGCUAGAAGCCACCGAUAAUGCCAUUGAUAUCUUGGGCUUCAGCCAUGAGGAGAAGUUGAGCAUCUACAAAAUGACUGGUGCCGUCCUCCAUCAUGGUAACCUGAAGUUCAAGCAGAAGCAGCGUGAAGAGCAGGCUGAGCCUGAUGGCACAGAGGAGGCUGACAAAGUUGCCUACUUGUUGGGUCUGAACUCUGCUGACAUGCUGAAGGCUUUGUGCUACCCCAGAGUGAAAGUCGGAAAUGAGUAUGUCACCAAGGGACAGACUGUACCUCAGGUCAAUAACUCAGUGACAGCCCUUGCCAAGUCCAUCUAUGAGAGGAUGUUCUUGUGGAUGGUCAUCCGUAUCAACCAGAUGUUGGACACUAAACAGUCAAGGCAGCACUUCAUUGGUGUGCUGGAUAUUGCUGGUUUUGAAAUCUUUGAUUACAAUAGCAUGGAGCAGCUGUGUAUUAACUUCACUAAUGAGAAGUUGCAACAGUUCUUCAACCACCACAUGUUUGUCCUGGAGCAAGAGGAGUACAAGAAGGAGGGCAUUAUCUGGGAGUUCAUUGACUUUGGCAUGGACCUGGCUGCCUGCAUUGAGCUGAUUGAAAAGCCCAUGGGUAUCUUCUCCAUCCUUGAAGAGGAGUGCAUGUUCCCCAAGGCCACUGAUACAUCCUUCAAGAACAAGCUCUACGACCAGCAUCUUGGCAAAAACAGAGCCUUUGAAAAGCCAAAACCCACAAAGGGCAAGGCUGAGGCCCAUUUCUCCCUGGUGCACUAUGCUGGCACAGUGGACUACAACAUCACUGGCUGGCUGGACAAGAACAAGGACCCACUGAAUGAUUCUGUUGUGCAACUGUACCAAAAAUCUCCAGUUAAACUUCUGGCUUUCCUGUAUCCUCCUGCUCCUGCUGAGGAAGCUGGAGGCAAGAAGGGAGGCAAGAAGAAGGGGGGCUCUAUGCAGACUGUGUCCUCACAGUUUAGGGAAAACUUGGGCAAGCUAAUGACCAACUUGAGAAGCACUCAUCCUCACUUUGUGCGCUGUCUGAUUCCUAAUGAGUCGAAGACACCAGGUCUGAUGGAAAACUUCCUGGUCAUCCACCAGCUCAGGUGUAACGGUGUGCUGGAGGGUAUCAGAAUCUGCAGGAAAGGUUUCCCCAGCAGAAUCCUCUAUGGUGACUUUAAGCAGAGGUACAAGGUACUGAAUGCCAGUGUCAUCCCUGAGGGACAGUUCAUUGACAACAAGAAGGCUGCAGAGAAGCUGCUUGGUUCAAUUGAUAUUGACCAUGACCAGUACAGAUUUGGUCACACCAAGGUGUUUUUCAAAGCAGGUCUUCUGGGUACCCUUGAGGAACUGAGAGAUGAGAAGCUGGCAGCUCUGGUCACAAUGACUCAGGCCCUCUGCCGUGGUUACCUCAUGAGAAAGGAGUUUGUGAAGAUGAUGGAAAGGAGGCAUGCCAUCUUUACCAUCCAGUACAACGUGCGCUCAUUCAUGAAUGUCAAACAUUGGCCAUGGAUGAAGGUGUACUACAAGAUUAAACCUCUGCUAAAGAGUGCUGAAACUGAAAAAGAGCUAGCCCAGAUGAAGGAAAAUUAUGAGAAGAUGACCACUGACUUGGCUGCUGCUCUUGCAAAGAAAAAAGAAAUUGAAGAGAAGAUGGUGUCUCUUCUGCAGGAGAAGAAUGAUCUGCAACUGCAAGUGGCAUCUGAGUCUGAGAAUCUGUCAGAUGCUGAAGAGCGAUGCGAGGGUCUAAUCAAGAGUAAAAUUCAGCUGGAAGCCAAACUCAAAGAGACAACUGAGAGGCUGGAAGACGAGGAGGAAAUUAAUGCUGAGCUUACUGCAAAGAAGAGAAAACUAGAAGAUGAAUGCUCUGAGCUCAAGAAAGAUAUUGAUGACCUAGAGCUUACCUUGGCCAAAGUGGAGAAGGAGAAACAUGCCACUGAGAACAAGGUGAAGAACCUGACUGAAGAGAUGGCUUCUCAAGAUGAGAGCAUUGCUAAACUGACCAAGGAGAAGAAAGCCCUUCAAGAAGCCCACCAGCAGACUCUUGAUGACCUGCAGGCUGAAGAAGAUAAGGUCAACACUUUGACCAAGGCCAAGACCAAGCUGGAGCAGCAAGUGGAUGAUCUUGAAGGAUCUCUGGAACAAGAAAAGAAGCUGCGUAUGGACCUGGAGAGAGCCAAAAGAAAGCUUGAGGGUGACCUGAAACUGGCACAGGAAUCCAUCAUGGACCUUGAGAAUGACAAACAGCAGUCUGAGGAGAAAAUUAAGAAGAAGGACUUUGAAAUUAGUCAGCUUUUGAGCAAGAUCGAAGAUGAGCAGUCAAUGGGUGCUCAGCUUCAGAAGAAGAUCAAGGAACUUCAGGCCCGCAUUGAGGAACUGGAGGAGGAGAUUGAGGCUGAGCGUGCUGCUCGUGCCAAAGUUGAGAAGCAGAGAGCUGAUCUCUCCAGGGAACUUGAGGAGAUCAGUGAAAGGCUGGAGGAGGCUGGAGGUGCCACUGCUGCUCAAAUUGAGAUGAACAAAAAACGCGAGGCUGAGUUCCAAAAGCUGCGCCGUGACCUUGAGGAGUCCACCUUGCAGCAUGAGGCCACUGCUGCCGCUCUGCGAAAGAAACAGGCUGACAGUGUUGCUGAGCUGGGUGAGCAGAUUGACAACCUCCAGCGUGUCAAGCAGAAGCUUGAGAAGGAAAAGAGUGAAUACAAAAUGGAGAUUGAUGAUCUCUCCAGCAACAUGGAGGCCGUUGCUAAAGCAAAGGGAAAUCUUGAAAAAAUGUGCCGCACUCUUGAGGACCAACUUAGUGAAAUAAAGACCAAGAAUGAUGAGAAUCUCCGCCAGAACAAUGACCUGAAUGCACAGAAAGCUCGUCUCUUGACAGAAAACGGUGAGUUUGGCCGUCAAAUUGAAGAGAAGGAAGCUCUGGUCUCACAGCUGACCAGAGGAAAACAGGCUUACACCCAGCAGAUAGAAGAACUGAAGAGGCAGAUUGAAGAGGAGGUCAAGGCAAAGAACGCUCUUGCCCAUGGACUACAAUCAGCACGCCAUGACUGUGAUCUGCUGAGGGAGCAGUUUGAGGAGGAGCAGGAGGCGAAGGCUGAGCUGCAGCGUGGCAUGUCCAAGGCCAACAGUGAGGUGGCUCAGUGGAGAACUAAAUAUGAAACUGAUGCCAUCCAGCGAACUGAGGAGCUUGAGGAGGCUAAGAAAAAGUUGGCACAGCGCCUUCAGGAGGCUGAGGAACAGAUUGAGGCUGUGAACUCAAAGUGUGCUUCUCUGGAGAAAACGAAACAGAGGCUCCAGAGUGAGGUGGAAGACCUCAUGAUUGAUGUGGAGAGAGCUAAUGGGCUUGCUGCCAACCUUGACAAAAAGCAGAGGAACUUUGAUAAGGUGUUGGCAGAGUGGAAGCAAAAGUUUGAGGAGGGACAAGCAGAGCUCGAGGGAGCUCAGAAAGAGGCUCGUUCUCUUGGCACUGAGCUGUUCAAGAUGAAGAACUCUUAUGAGGAAGCUCUGGAUCACCUGGAGACCAUGAAGCGUGAAAACAAGAACCUGCAGCAGGAGAUUUCCGAUCUGACCGAACAGAUUGGUGAGACUGGGAAGAGUAUUCAUGAGCUGGAGAAAGCCAAGAAACAAGUGGAGACAGAGAAGUCCGAGAUUCAGACAGCUCUUGAAGAGGCUGAGGGAACUCUGGAACAUGAAGAGUCUAAGAUCCUGCGUGUCCAGUUGGAACUCAACCAGAUUAAAGGAGAAGUGGACAGGAAGCUGGCUGAGAAAGAAGAGGAAAUGGAGCAGAUUAAGAGGAACAGUCAAAGGGUGAUUGAGUCCAUGCAGAGCACUCUGGAUUCUGAGGUCAGGAGCAGAAAUGAUGCCCUGAGAAUCAAGAAGAAGAUGGAAGGAGACCUGAAUGAGAUGGAGAUUCAGCUGAGCCACGCCAAUCGUCAGGCUGCUGAGUCUCAGAAGCAGCUGAGGAUCGUACAGGCACAGUUGAAGGAUGCACAGCUGCACCUUGAUGAUGCCGUCAGAGCCCAGGAUGAUCUAAAAGAACAGGCCUCUAUGGUGGACCGCAGGAAUGGCCUCAUGAUGGCUGAAAUUGAGGAACUUAGGGCUGCUCUGGAACAAACAGAAAGAGGUCGUAAAGUUGCUGAGCAGGAGCUGGUGGAUGCAUCUGAGCGUGUUGGACUCCUGCACUCUCAGAACACAAGCCUGCUGAACACUAAGAAGAAGCUUGAGUCUGAUCUGGUCCAGAUUCAAAGUGAAGUGGAUGACACAGUUCAGGAAGCAAGAAAUGCAGAAGAGAAAGCUAAGAAGGCCAUUACUGAUGCCGCAAUGAUGGCUGAGGAGCUGAAAAAGGAACAGGACACCAGCGCUCAUCUGGAGAGAAUGAAGAAGAAUCUGGAGGUUGCGGUCAAAGACCUGCAGCACCGUCUGGAUGAGGCUGAGAAUCUGGCCAUGAAGGGUGGCAAGAAGCAGCUCCAGAAACUUGAGUCCAGAGUGCGUGAGCUUGAGGUAGAGGUUGAGGCGGAGCAGAGACGUGGUGCUGAUGCUGUUAAGGGUGUCCGCAAAUAUGAGAGGCGGGUGAAGGAGCUCACUUACCAGACUGAAGAGGACAAGAAGAAUGUCAGCAGGCUGCAGGAUCUGGUUGAUAAGUUGCAGCUGAAGGUGAAAGCCUACAAGAGGCAGGCUGAGGAAGCGGAGGAGCAGGCCAAUGCUCACUUGUCUAAGUGCAGGAAAAUCCAGCAUGAGCUUGAGGAGGCUGAGGAACGUGCUGACAUUGCAGAGUCUCAGGUCAACAAAUUGAGAGCCAAAAGCCGCGACUCUGGCAAGGGGAAAGAUUCGGCUGAAUAAAGUAUACAAUGAUUGAUGGGAUGUUUCAACUCAUAUAAUAUGAUUGGAAAUGCACCAAAAUAAAUGUCUGUAAUUAAAAUAUCUUUGAUAGUUA